AUGAUAAGUAUGGACCUUCGCAGAGCAGCCUCCCCUCUUGGGACCGGCCUGGCCUUGCGGUGGAGCAUUAAACGCGCCCCGACGACGAAGCGGUCCUCUUGGAGGCACCAGCGGUCCAGAAACAGCCGCCGCCGGGGACGCGGCAGCGCAGCCGCGGGGCUCGGCGCGUCUCUGCCCGCGCAGAGCAGCGUCGGGCUGCCCGGGACCGCUCCGGAGGCCAGAGCCAGGCCCCGAGGAAGCGGUUGCAGGUUUCCCUUCUACUAUGAGAUCAAGAUGGCCUUUGUGGUGUGGCUCCUGUCUCCUUACACGAGAGGGGCCAGCCUGCUGUACCGCAAGUUUGUGCAUCCCACAUUGUCCAGCAAAGAAAAGGAAAUUGACCACUUCAUCCUCCAAGCUAAAGAGCGUGGCUACAAGACUCUUGUGAGCUUUGGGAAGAAGAGCAUCAACGUGGCAGCCGCAGCAGCUGUCCAGGUGGCCGCAAAAAGCCAAGGUGCCCUGGCAGGGCGUUUGCACAGCUUCAGCAAUCAGGACUUGCGUUUCAUCUCAGAAACAGCCACGGUGCAUUAUUCAGGUCCCCUCUACCUGGAGGAACAGGAGGUCUGCCGACGACCAAUUGGGCGCAGGCCAGUGAUGCAGCCACUGGGUUCUGAUAGCAACGAGGAGAACUACUGGUCAGACUCUGAACUGUCUGCCACUUCGGGAGGCUGCUGCCAGGACCUCCCUCUCCCUAAGCCAUUGGCAAGGAGCCAAAGCCUUCGCCAGGUGAAAAAGAAGCCACCAGCUAAAGAGGGUUCUACUCGGGGGGUGCGAAGUCGUCUCCGGAAGAAGACACCAGAUCAAGACAGCUAGGCUUCCUGCAGAGAGGCGUGGCUGCCAACUCCCUGAGCUGCUUGGGGGUGAGGCUUCAGGUCUGGCACCUCUUUUUAUUUUUCCACAGCCAAAUCGACCCAACAUACUGUUGAGUUCUGGCUGUGGAGGAGAAUGACUGGCAUCUCUGGCUGCCUUGGGGACCACGACUGAGCAUCAUGCAAGUUAACUCUGGACCGCAUUGAGCGACAGCCUUCUUCCCUGUUUUGGUGCUGCCUUUUGAUGUGGGUGUUCUGAGUCUCCAGCCUGAGGCACGGUGCCUGAACUGAUGCAACACUAGGAGCCAUUAGCUGGGCAUCUCUUGAGCCCCAUUGGUCCUCUCAGCCCGGAGCAUCCCUGUGGUGCUGCGGGUCCUGGGUCCCUGCCGUAAAGCAGAAGCCAAAGAAAGGACACGCUGGUUUUGUGCUUCCUCGCCCUCCUGCGGGGUCGCACUUCGCUUUGCUCCUCUCCUGCCAGUGAAGACGCAGAGUCGGGCUCUUGCUGUGCCAGGCGCCUUUGUAAUUUUAGUCUUUCAAUAAACGCGUUUCUCUU
Molecule: messenger RNA, 1398 nt
Organism: Python bivittatus (Burmese python)
Lineage: Eukaryota; Metazoa; Chordata; Lepidosauria; Squamata; Pythonidae
Source: RefSeq, a predicted model, not a curated record